AUGGCGCUGGGGGAAAUGCAGGGUUGGGACCCUGUGCGCCUCUCGGCGCAGUAUUUUCAUCAGCCCAUCAAGCUACCUUCCUCCUGCGUGUCCCUCAUCUGCCGCCCCGUGUGCAGGCCUGCCUGCUGCGUGCCCGCCUCUUCCUGCUGUGGCCCUGCCUCCUCCUGCUGUAGACCUUCCUCCUGCGUGUCCCUCAUCUGCCGCCCCGUGUGCAGGCCUGCCUGCUGCGUGCCCGCCUCUUCCUGCUGUGGCCCUGCCUCCUCCUGCUGUAGACCUUCCUCCUGCGUGUCCCUCAUCUGCCGCCCCGUGUGCAGGCCUGCCUGCUGCGUGCCCGCCUCUUCCUGCUGUGGCCCUGCCUCCUCCUGCUGUAGACCUUCCUCCUGCGUGUCCCUCAUCUGCCGCCCCGUGUGCAGGCCUGCCUGCUGCGUGCCCGCCUCUUCCUGCUGUGGCCCUGCCUCCUCCUGCUGUAGACCUUCCUCCUGCGUGUCCCUCAUCUGCCGCCCCGUGUGCAGGCCUGCCUGCUGCGUGCCCGCCUCUUCCUGCUGUGGCCCUGCCUCCUCCUGCUGUAGACCUUCCUCCUGCGUGUCCCUCAUCUGCCGCCCCGUGUGCAGGCCUGCCUGCUGCGUGCCCGCCUCUUCCUGCUGUGGCCCUGCCUCCUCCUGCUGUAGACCUUCCUCCUGCGUGUCCCUCAUCUGCCGCCCCGUGUGCAGGCCUGCCUGCUGCGUGCCCGCCUCCUCCUGCUGUGGCCCUGCCUCCUCCUGCCAGCCCAGCUGCUGCCGCCCGUCCUCCUGCAUGUCCCUGCUCUGUAGUUCCAUGUGUUCCCACCCAGCCUGCUACGUCCCCACCUUGGCAGACUUCUCUCCAGGGCCAGCAGGCCCAGGGAUUCUCCCUACUCACCAGCACCUAGAAGCCCCUGGAAGCCCCUGA
This is a messenger RNA of Myotis brandtii (Brandt's bat), 927 nucleotides long. RefSeq names its product keratin-associated protein 10-3-like. Gene Ontology annotation, cellular component: keratin filament. Bases 1 to 927 code for a protein of 308 amino acids. The record is from RefSeq and is a predicted model, not a curated record. NCBI's taxonomy places the organism in Eukaryota, Metazoa, Chordata, Mammalia, Chiroptera, Vespertilionidae. The transcript has 2 exons.